Messenger RNA from Sitophilus oryzae (rice weevil), 1561 nucleotides. RefSeq lists its product as uncharacterized. The coding region runs from base 60 to 1415 and encodes 451 amino acids. Gene Ontology annotation, molecular function: sodium channel regulator activity. The transcript is spliced from 2 exons. The record is from RefSeq and is a predicted model, not a curated record. NCBI's taxonomy places the organism in Eukaryota, Metazoa, Arthropoda, Insecta, Coleoptera, Curculionidae. Gene Ontology annotation, biological process: regulation of sodium ion transport.
AUGAUCCUUGCUGCAGAAAUCUCACCCUCCGAAUAAUGACUCUUUAAAACCAGUUAACUAUGCCGAAAAAGAAGCCCACUCCUGUCGAGGAGCUUCUUAUUCCGCCCCAAGAUCAACGUAUCUGCGGGACGAUAUGUUUGUGUCAGAUGACAUUGGUUUUGAGCAGUGUCGCGAUAGUGUAUUUGACCGUAGCGAUUUACGUGCCGUCUACGCGAGCCCUGCAGUCUGGCAUAUCGGAGCACCCGGUGAUGUGCACCACCGUAAGGGCUGUCACGGUCGAGACCUGCGAUUGGGGCUCAUGUGGCGAGUGGUGUCUUAGCAAAACCUCCGGUUCCUGCAUGCAGAUCUACGUCAAUUUGAGGCAGAACGGUUCCAAUCUCCUUUUAGCUAACUGUACAAAUAUCGCUCAAAAAUUUUGCUACGGCAAAGACCAAGAGGUGGCGAAGAAAAAUCGUUGCAUCGCGGACGAAUGCAAAAAUCUAACAGGAACCUUCAAUUGUACAACAGGAAAUUGCAUUGAUAUCACCGACUCCUUUGAAUGUGUUUAUAGAGAAACCGACCCUCCUUUGAAGUGUUCCGGGCGUAGAGGUAAAAUAACUUGCAUUGAUUUACAUGGGUUAUAUAACUGCAAUAGGGGAACGUGUGAGCGGAUACGUUCCCCAUAUAACUGCGACAGGCAAUGCGGAGACAUUCCUACAAGAAACAAGAAUGUAAUCAUGAUGAGCGGCGACGAGGUGUAUCUAUCACAAUGUCAAAGAUGCAUAGAUCUCGAUACAGGUAAAGAAGUUUGGAACGAAUCAGAAGAGAACAUUGUGAUGGCCUCGUGCUUGAACGUUGUAAAUACCAGCCGAGGUCUCGAAGCAACCGAUUGCAUCAACGGAACAUUAUUGGCUAAUAACGUAUUAGCCGACAUGGCAAAUUUCACGUAUUUAAGCUACCUCAGCGUAUUUAACACAGUUAUUUUAGAUAAAGACAGAAAAGUGGCACCUCCAGAAGUCGACUUGCUAAUAGCCAACGACAGCAAGCUCCUGAUCAACUUGGAAGGCUGCGUGAAUACUUUGCGAGACGAAUGCAAAGACUUCUUGAAAUUUUAUGGUAAAGACGGUACCGAUCACAACGCCAGAGCAAGGUUUCCCUGUUUUUACUCGACGGAAAACCCAGAAGUCGUGGUAGCGCGCUUUGACCUGGCCACAACCACCAAGCAGUUCAUCAUUGCUUCGCUUUUACCGACUACUUUAUUUAUUGUUUCUUGUCUGACUCUGAUAUUUUGCCAGCGCACUGUGGUAGUUGGAGAUGAUGCAAAAAUGCGUUUUCAGGGCUGCGUCAAGGCGGAAACGGACUCAGUGAUAGAGAAAGCUGCGUCCAGCAACAAUAUAAACGAUAGAGGUGGAGGAAAUUCAAUAAUGGCGCUUUGAGAUCAGCAACGCGUUCCCCUUUUGCUGGACCGAGACUGAUGAAGUCGCUAGGUAGAUUGCACCACCGUAUUUCCAUCUCGAAGGGGAAGGCGUCGAUACUUUCGAAUUGUUUCACUUGACUUCUGUUAUUUUCAUUGUUAUCGACA